AUGGGUUAUAAAGAACAUCUUGAAGUAGUGAAAUAUUUACGUUCUAUAGGAUAUAGAGGAACAGAAGCAGCAAUAGAUGAUGCUGCAAUGAAUGGUAACCUUGAAUUACUAAAAUAUUCACAUGAAUUAGAGUAUAGAGGAACAGAAGAAGCAAUAAAAAAUGCUAUAAUGAAUGGUAACCUUGAAGUACUAAAAUAUUUACAUGAAUUAGGGUAUAGAGGAAAUGAAUGGACAACUAAUUGUGCUGCAGAAAAUGGGCAUCUUGAAGUAGUGAAAUAUUUACAUUCUGUAGGAUAUAGAGGAACGGAAGAAGUAAUAGAUUAUGCUUCAGAAAAUGGACACCUUGAAGUAGUGAAAUAUUUACAUUCUAUAAGAUAUAGAGGAACAGAAGCAGCAAUAGAUGAUGCUGCAGAAAAUGGACGCCUUGAAGUUGUGAAAUAUUUACAUUCUAUAAGAUAUAGAGGAACAGAAGCAGCAAUAGAUGAUGCUGCAAAAAAUGGACACCUUGAAGUAGUGAAAUAUUUACAUUCUAUAAGAUAUAGAGGAACAGAAGCAGCAAUAGAUAAUGCUGCAAAAAAUAGACACCUUGAAGUAGUGAAAUAUUUACAUUCAUUAGGAUAUAAAGCAACAGAAGAGACAAUUAAUAUUGCUGUAAAAUAUGAACGCCAUGAAGUACUUGAAUAUUUACAUUCAUUAGGUUAUAAAGUUUCAGAAGAUGUAAUUAAUAAUGCUUUAAAAUAUGGACGUCUUGAAGUACUCAAAUAUUUACAUUCAUUAGGUUAUAUAAGUUUAGAAGAUAUAUUUAAUAAUGCUGUAAAAAAUAUACAUUUAUUAAGUUAUGAAGAUUCAUCAGAUACAUUUAUUAAUGGCAUAAAGUUUAGUCAUCGUCAAGUACUUGAAUAUUUACAUUCAAUAGGAUAUAAAGAAAAAUAA
Hydra vulgaris (swiftwater hydra) is the source of this 933-nucleotide messenger RNA. The record is from RefSeq and is a predicted model, not a curated record. NCBI's taxonomy places the organism in Eukaryota, Metazoa, Cnidaria, Hydrozoa, Anthoathecata, Hydridae.